GUCUACGGAAGUAAGGUGUGCGCAUGCGCAGAUACAUUCCAGAGACUUCGGAGCAGAGACCAAAACACAGAAGAAGUAUCUUCUCUUCAGCGGCAGUUCUUCAUUUUGUGCAGCCUGUCCGAGCUGCAGUCAUGGUGUGCAUCCCCUGUAUUGUGAUUCCUGUCCUGUUGUGGGUCUACAAGAGGUUCCUGGAGCCGUUCAUCUAUCCUUUCAUUUCACCAAUUAUUAAUAGAUUCUGGACCAAAAAAGCCGUCCAGGAGACUGCGACUAGCGACCAAAAAGUUAGCGAAAAGAGUAAUGGCACUUGUGAGCCUGAAAGCAACAGUGAGGCCACUGCCAAUGGAUCCACGAUAGCAGCAGAUAAGAAGACAGAUUAAUAGCUCUAAAUUAUUAUAAUGCAUCUAAAACAGUGUAAAUAUUCCAUUACUAUAAUGUAGAGAAAAUAUGAAUUAACUUAUAAUACUUCUUUGAAUGGAUUGUUUUUUAAUAUAUAUAAUCGGAUCAUGUUUAACAUUUAUUUCAUUCAGUUGUACUUAUUGUUGAAAUAUGUUCCUUGUUAUGCAUUUAAUUUGUUGAUUAUUCACUCAACAGAAUAUUUUUUCAAGUCAAAUUUCCAGUUUAAUGAAUGAAUAAAAUAAAAACUUCAAAUAGAAAAA
This is a messenger RNA of Cyclopterus lumpus (lumpfish), 656 nucleotides long. RefSeq names its product UPF0729 protein C18orf32 homolog (gene c21h18orf32). Gene Ontology annotation, biological process: positive regulation of canonical NF-kappaB signal transduction. NCBI's taxonomy places the organism in Eukaryota, Metazoa, Chordata, Actinopteri, Perciformes, Cyclopteridae. The record is from RefSeq and is a predicted model, not a curated record. Bases 24 to 377 code for a protein of 117 amino acids. The transcript is spliced from 3 exons.